This is a messenger RNA of Alnus glutinosa, 1775 nucleotides long. RefSeq lists its product as uncharacterized. The transcript is spliced from 6 exons. Gene Ontology annotation, molecular function: protein N-terminal-serine acetyltransferase activity; histone H2A acetyltransferase activity; histone H4 acetyltransferase activity. Gene Ontology annotation, cellular component: nucleus. Bases 110 to 766 code for a protein of 218 amino acids. The record is from RefSeq and is a predicted model, not a curated record. Lineage: Eukaryota; Viridiplantae; Streptophyta; Magnoliopsida; Fagales; Betulaceae.
CAUUAAAAUAAAAAUUAGUUAAAUCUUGACCCUUCAUGGCUUUUAGCCUUUUACAGCAGAUUAAGCCGAUCCAUAUUAUACAUACGGGGAGUUAGAAAGCUCGGCAGCAAUGGAAUCGAAGGGGCUUCCUAGCAACCAUUCUAACGACAACAGAGAAAACAGGGCCAAGCGUAAAGAGAUUCUUGAGAAGAAGAAGGCGAUGGAUGAGCUUAUCAAAUCAGCCUAUGCUGAUAAAGACCCUCUUGCUUCUUUCCCAUCCUUUCGCCACUUGGACAGAAAUGGCCUAUCUAUAUACUUGAAAUCGGGGUGUGGUGAUAAGCUCUCCUCUCCUAUCAAGCAAUACAUGAUGGGGCUCCUUAAGGCCAAUAUGGAGGCGCCAUAUGGGUUUGAAUGGCCAACAGAGGAGAAGGUGAAGCGUAGCGAAAUGGUUGCACCGGAAGCACGAUAUAUAUUUGUGCAUGAGGCUCCAAGUGCAAGUACCAGUGAGAUCUUAACAAUGUCAAAAAGGAAAAGACCUACUAAUUGUGUAGAAGAUAGGGGACUCAUGGUUGGAUUUGUACACUACCGCUUUACUCUGGAGGAAAAGAUACCUGUUCUCUAUGUGUAUGAAUUACAGCUCGAGCCCCGUGUCCAAGCAAAAGGAUUGGGGAAUUUUCUAAUGCAACUAAUUGAGCUUAUUGCGCGCAAGGUGCUGAAACCACAUGAGUGCUGUGGUGCUGACUGUUCAAAAAGCAAAUUCUUUAGCUAUGAAUUUCUAUUUAAAUAAGCUAAGGAGCCAAGCUGAUCCUAGGGGCAAUAAAGGUCAUAACCAUCUCAUGACAGUCCAGUCACUUCUCUCUUAAACACAACAGACACUGCUCCAUAAGAAACAAACAAAGAGGAAACUUGAUGGUCAUCCUUUUUAAGGCUUACCUGCUUAUUUUUCAUUUUGAGGCAGUGUACCUAGAAACUGACAAAAAAAAAAAAAACCGGUGGUGUAGAUAUUUGAGACUGGACAAAGAAUUUGACCAUUUGGGUCAAAUCACAAGCUCCGUGUUUAGAAAUGCGGCAGUGCUUGCAGAGCAGGCAACUCACUAAAUUUAGACAUGAGGAUGCCACAUAUAAGUGUUUUCUGUGUACAUGGUUCACAGAUUUGUGCAGACAUUCACAAACAUGCAGAACACAAUCACUAUGUUUUCAGCUUUUGUGUCUCAAUUAGUUGGGAACUACCAUGAAUAUUUUCUUUAGUUUUCAACCUAUUGUAAUCAAAUAUGAUCAAUGCAAUGUUCAUUCCUAUGCAUGUCUGCAUCACACAUGAUCAAAGAAUGAAUUUUUAGCUAUAUAUUAUGUCCUUUAGCAAAGAAGUACAACGCACUUUCUCAUGCACUCAUGCACGUCUUAAUAUUAACAGGGGAAGAAAUAUUUCUAGCCUCGAAACUAUGGGAGACAUUUUACUUAUUCUACUUUUCCUUUAAUAAACGUUUUUAAAAAAGAAAGACAAGGUGAGGUAUUUAGUUGACCCCUCUGUCAAUAUCAACAAGUUUUGGGUAAUGCAUGCCACUGGUAUAGACAACUACUUGUACAUAGAAGAGGCCAUAGAGUUGGACUAACAUUUGAUAUUCGAAAGAAAAUUUGGUCAGUAAGAAUACAUGUUAUUAUUAAAGCCAACUUCUGUUUGCAGCACACAGAAAUCAUUUACUCAUCAUUCAAAAGUUAUUUUGUUGAUUUCAUUAUUUGCCUUUAUCCCACUGAUCUGUAAUCUAUCCUUGCCUUCUGCUUUACAUUUUGUUGCUAGA